Messenger RNA from Mercenaria mercenaria, 2274 nucleotides. RefSeq lists its product as uncharacterized. Gene Ontology annotation, molecular function: neuropeptide receptor activity. Bases 596 to 2047 code for a protein of 483 amino acids. The record is from RefSeq and is a predicted model, not a curated record. Gene Ontology annotation, cellular component: membrane. The transcript has a single exon. NCBI's taxonomy places the organism in Eukaryota, Metazoa, Mollusca, Bivalvia, Venerida, Veneridae. Gene Ontology annotation, biological process: neuropeptide signaling pathway.
AUUAGUGACUCUCCACGGACGUAUGCGGGCCAGUAUGAUCAAUAUGGAGGCAAGAUCAUAUUGACCCCACCCUACAUAUCCCAACGGAGAGUCACUAACAAUAAUUAAUAGUAUACAGAUUUCGUAAUAUUUCACUGAAUGAUAAAUGUUUGUUCCAAAUAACUCGUAACAUAAAUGUUUUGUUUUUUAUUUGCCACGGCCUCAAAAGGUUGAAGGGUGUUGACUCAUAACAAUAUAAUAUGACUUUCUGAGAGGAUAUUAGAUAUUUUUGAGAGGAUAUUAGAUAUUUUUAUCUAUUUGUUUGGUAUAUUAUAUCGACUUAAGUGUUUGGAAGUUACAAUUUGGAAAUUACUAGCCCUUUUCCGUUUCAAAAAUGACCAUGACUUAUUUUGAAUUAUAUUGAUUUUGGGAAAUUACUACAUAUGGUUUCGUAGAAAACAAUCAGUGUUAACAAAAACAUUACAUUACGCUUGAAAAUAUACCAGUUUUAUUGUGUUUAUGGAAAAAAAACCAAGAAACAUUUAUUCACGUACGUCAUUUUAAAUCUUUAUUAGGGUUUAGUCACAAAGUGAUCAUACAAGUGUGAGAUGCAAGUAUGUACUCGCGUGUUAAAGGCGUCUACAAUAACAAUGUUACAUUGGAAGAACUAAAUGAGGACUUAUUUCGCCUGCAUAUUCCCGCCUUAAUAUUUGUCGCACUUUGUAUUGUGACUGGAUUUGUAGGAAAUCUACUGGUUCUAUUAGUAUAUAAAAAGAAAUUCAGAAGAUCUAACCACCGGUACUUUAUUCUGUUUUUAGCAGCGUUAGACUUUCUGGCCUGCACCACCGGAAUGCCUUUCCUUAUUGCAAGCCUACGGUUGCCAUAUUUGAUGACGUCAUCGGCGUUAUGCAAAUCGAUGCGAUAUCUUCAUUACAUUGUCAAUAACAGCUCAGGUCUUCUGUUAGUGGUCAUUUCGGUAGAAAGAUACCGAAAAAUAUGUCAUCCAUUCAAAACUCAGCUGACCACAAGGCAUACGCUUUAUUUAUGCUACGGAACUGUUUUCUUCAGCGCUAUAAUAGCCAUUCCGGCUGGAGUGUUGUACGGUGCCAGUACAAUAGAGACAGGUGUUGGUAAUAUGACAGGGUACCAGUGUUUCGUCGACGACAAUUUAGAGCACAAACUACUUUUUGAAAUCUACCAGAGCGUUCUAAUGAUAGAAACUAUUUUAAGUAUCGUAAUUUUUGUUAUUUUGUACGCUUUUAUUAUAAGAAAACUUUGGACGAGUGAUCAGUUCAUACAAGCAAUGAGAAGCAUGCAAAUGAGUUCGACCAGGAAGUCAGUUCAUGAAACAUCAUUUUCAACAGACUGUGAUCGCGAGGCCGAGGGAUAUGAUUCGUCUUGCUCCAGUUUUCCGAAUACUCAGACCGGAAGUAAAGAAGCUGAUGAACCUUUGGUGAAUAAUGGAAAAGAAGUGAACGGAAUUGAGAAUUUCGAGAAAUCUGUUUCUUGUCGGUCAAUAAAUACCGGAAAUGAAGCUAAUGACACUGAGUCAAAUCGAAAAGCAAACUCACUAUGGCGAAUGUCACGUGAACUCUUCAAAAGAAGAGACCAUUCAAGUGGUAAACCAGGACUGUCUAGAGCUGUAUCGGAUACAAGACUUAACAGGGUGAAACAAACAAACAAAUUUCCUACUCUUACACCUGCAGAAAGACUAGCGAUGCGUAAACUGCUGAAAUCAAAACAACAACCAACAGAAACGCAACAGCAACCAAAACCUAAAAACAUGAAAACAACUGCGAGAGUAACUCUAAUGUUAUUUACCGUUUCCAUGGUAUUUGCUAUUGCAUUUGUUCCGCAUCUUGCACUCAUGAUAGUUACCGCAGAGAAAGAAGAUUUUCUGGAUAGUAUGAACAAAACUGAAAUAAUGGUAUAUCAAAUUUUCUUAAGGAGUUUUAUUUUGAACAAUGUUGCAAAUCCCAUUAUAUAUUUAUUUUGCGAUUCUAAAUUUAGAAAAUUGUGUAAAGGUUUUUUACGAAAAUACAUUUUAUGUAACUGUAACAAAAAAUAAAAAAGCGGCGAAACAUCAAAUAAAGUUGAAUUAAAAACACUUUAAAACGUUUAAUAAAAUUCUUUGUUAUAAUUUCAAACAUAUUUACGGAGAACUAAACUAAUUUAUAUUAUGUCUAAUUCAAUGAAUGUUUCUGUAGUACAGUUAAGUGCUUUAAGUGUUGCUAAUAGAUAACACAUUGAUUUUGGGAAUUUUACCAUUAAUAAUUACUAAUUUGUUGUUCUUUA